Molecule: messenger RNA, 1035 nt
Organism: Closterium sp. Yama58-4
Lineage: Eukaryota; Viridiplantae; Streptophyta; Zygnematophyceae; Desmidiales; Closteriaceae
Source: the annotation of a GenBank genome assembly
AUGGGCCAGAGUGCAUCGAGAGAGGAGCUGAUACGUCACGCCGCGAAGCACGGCAACACGUCAGCCAUCCGAGAGCUGGCGUCACGUGGAAUCAGCGUCAACUGUGUGGAUUCCAAGGGUCGCACGCCCUUGAUUCUCGCCAGCAGCCGGGCAGAGGGGUUUGAGGCUGUAAAAGUUCUGUUGCAGAUGGGCGCUCUCGUCCGCGCCUACUCUAAAGGUCCGGGAGGGGGCACGGCCAUUCACUAUGCGGCUCGCAAGCAGCUAGAUGCCACGGUGAAGCUGCUGCUGGACCAUGGAGCGGACCCCCUUUUCCCCAACGACGAUGGAAAAACCGCUCUGGACCUGGCGAGAGACAGAAAUGCAACCGCUAUCGUCCGACUCAUAGAGAGCCGGGUGGCAUUGUUUGAGGGCUAUGUGCGCCAGCAGACCCUCUCGGCGCCGUCGCUAGUCAAAGCCUUUAUCCCGCAAUGGGUGUACCGGAGAAUCUGGGUGGCAGUGCUUCCUGGGCCCACCAUGAGUGACGGACGCCAGACAUUCCGCCUCGCUCUCUACCCAUCCAUGGCUUUUGGCACUCCUUACUUCGACAUUGCACUGCACGUGUGCUGCAUUCACAUGACCAAGCUGGACUCCGCCAACCCUGUACUCGUUAUAGAGGACCCCGUUCAUGAGAAGGGCAAGUGGAAGUUUGUGAGUGACAAGGACUCACCCGACCCAUCCCAGAUAUUCCGCUUGCACGACGCCUGCCGCGGAAUGCCACGUACGCAUCCCACCAUGUACCCCCAACCUCCCACCGCUCCUGCUGCUGCCGCAUAUGCCGCUCCUGUCGCUCCCACGUAUGCUGCUCCUGCUGCUACUGCAUAUGCUGAUCCCUGGGGGGCCUACUACACGCAGCAGCAGGCGCAGCAGCAGCAACAGGCAUGGCAGCAGUAUCAGUAUCAGCAGCAGCAGCAGCAGCAGCAGGGGGGUGUUCAGGCGCAGCUGCAGAGGGAGCGGGAGGGAUGGCGUCAGGAUCAUGGGAGUCCAGCGGUGUGGUGA